This is a messenger RNA of Lottia gigantea (owl limpet), 720 nucleotides long. RefSeq lists its product as hypothetical. The transcript has 6 exons. The record is from RefSeq and is a predicted model, not a curated record. Gene Ontology annotation, cellular component: trans-Golgi network. NCBI's taxonomy places the organism in Eukaryota, Metazoa, Mollusca, Gastropoda, Lottiidae. The coding region runs from base 1 to 720 and encodes 239 amino acids.
AUGUUGAAAUUAAUAUUUGCUCUGUCUCUGAUAAAUAUUGUUCUCUGUAAUAAUCCGCUAAUAAAUCUCAAAGAUGGAUGUACAAUAGAAACUACUGAAGGCACAAUUGAUCUCUCUCCGCUUGGGGAAUCAGGUGUCGUUCCUAGGUUUAAAGAUCAGGCUGGACCCGGAAUGUUGUAUACGUAUUCUUUUAAUCCAUGUACAGGUUUCUCAGAGGGCACUUGUAAUGAUGUUACAAUAUGCCAGACAUUAAUAUCAACAGGACAGAAUUUUAAACUAGGUUUCCCAAAUAUGGUACAGUAUCAGCAAGUACCUGGUCAUUCUGGAGCUUUGGUUUAUACAGCUGUGGAUCAAUUGAAUCAAUUGAGAACCUCAACAAUUACCCUAACCUGUCAACCAAACAUUGAAGGACAACUUAUAAUCAGGGGAGAGAAUCCACAGUUACAUUAUAGUUUUGAACUAGUGAGCAAAUACGCCUGUCCAAUGCCUGUUCCUACAACACCACAACCUUACCCAACAGCAACAUCAGUUACUGGACGACCACCACAUCCACAACCCGUGCCUGGAUUGUUCAGUGUCAAAACAAGCGUCAUUCUCUUGUUCUCUAUUCAGUUUACCUUAGUUAUAAUCAUAAUUCUACUAUUGAUAGCAGUUAUUGGUCAGAUUUCAAGACGAAAUUCAGCUGAUUCUACCUCUGAAAAAUCACAAUAUUCUUUAUAA